UGAAUAAAAAAAUGGAUUUACUGCUCCCAAGAUUUACAGGGUUCUAGCGAGUCUAACAUAACUCAAAAACUGGAACCUGCUGGAAGUUGAGUGUAAACGGAGAGGAAAAAGCUUUUUUUUUUUUUUUUGUUCCCUAUUUCGCUUUACUUUUGAGUUUGGUGCGUUGGAUAAAUAAAAAUAAAAUCAGAAGACAGUCGUUUUUGUUGCGUUGCGUUGUUUAGCGCCUGAAAGUUGUGGGAUCGUGUUCAGAAUGGAGACGAGAGCAGUUAAAGUUCGAUGCCAGAGGAUUGGCUGCGACGCUAUGUUCUACGUGGACGACAAUCCCGACGGUUCCUGUCGAUACCAUGAUUCGGGACCUAUAUUUCAUGAUGGAACAAAAGAAUGGAGUUGUUGCAAGAAAAGAAGUCAUGAUUUCAGCUUGUUUUUGGAAAUUCCAGGAUGUAAGACAGGAAAACAUACAACAGAAAAGCAAGUAUUUACACAGGUUAAGAAGAACACCACACCCCCACCAACUGCAGUUUCUUCAAGCAAUGCAUCAUCGAAGGACUCUUGUUCCAGGUGUCGGCAGGGUUUCUUUUGCUCAGAUCAUGGUUCACAAAACAAAGCCGUAAAUAUCAUUGGAGAAAAGCCUGCAAAUUUUGCUGGAGAUGCCUCUGCUGAUAACAAUUCAAGUGUCCAGGCUCCGAAACCUAAGAAGAUAGUUGAUAUAAAUGAGCCCCAAGUAUGUAAAAAUAAAGGAUGUGGUCAAACUUUCAAGGAAAAGGAUAAUCAUGAAACUGCUUGCAGCUACCAUCCUGGCCCUGCUGUUUUUCAUGACCGGAUGAGAGGGUGGAAGUGCUGUGAUAUUCAUGUGAAAGAAUUUGAUGAGUUUAUGAGCAUUCCUCCGUGCACAAAGGGAUGGCAUAAUGCUGAUCCAGAGUCCUGAUCACUGAAGACAGCAGAGGACAGGUUAUUUUCUUACAGUCGCUGAUACUUUAAUUGAAAUGGAAAAGGUGUUGUUUAUUGAUGUUUUCGUGUCAUUGAUUAAUUAGAACAAAACAUUGUCUACUCCUUUUUCAUCUUCCUCAUCCCCUUUCGAUUGGUCAACCUCUAAGUUAAUUUGCCAAGUUAUAAGAAAUCAAUCCAUGAGGAUGAUUACUGUGAUAUUGUAGAAUGUUAAACGGUUGUCUUGUGUGUUUUUUCAAUGUCGCAAUUUACGGUUUGUGCUUCGGCAAAUCUUGAAAUAUGUUAAACAAUGGUUGUCACCGGAGCAAAAAUAUGCUUUUCUUCUUGAAACAACAACAUUUGGCUAUCUUGAUGAUGUCAUUGUUGUUAGUUAGCUA
Molecule: messenger RNA, 1322 nt
Organism: Cajanus cajan (pigeon pea)
Lineage: Eukaryota; Viridiplantae; Streptophyta; Magnoliopsida; Fabales; Fabaceae
Source: RefSeq, a predicted model, not a curated record